AUGGAAAAAGAGUUGCAGAGCAAACAUCCGACCAACUCCAAGAAUGACACCGACAUGCUGUACACACUCGAGGACGUCCCCCCGUGGUACCUGUGCAUCCUACUGGGUCUACAGCACUACCUCACGUGCUUCAGCGGCACCGUGGCCGUUCCUUUUCUCCUGGCUGAGGCCAUGUGUGUGGGUCAAGACCAGAACACCAUCAGUCAGCUGAUCGGAACGAUCUUCACCACCGUUGGAAUCACCACUCUGAUCCAGACUACCUUUGGAGUCAGACUGCCGUUGUUUCAGGCCAGUGCGUUAGCUUUUCUCAUUCCUGCGCAAGCUAUUCUCAGUCUGGAUCGCUGGAAAUGUCCCAGCGAGGAGGAGAUUUACGGGAACUGGACUCUUCCGCUCAAUACUUCCCAUGUCUGGCAGCCAAGAAUCCGAGAGAUCCAGGGCGCCAUUAUCAUGUCCAGUGUGGUGGAGGUCUUUAUUGGUCUGCUGGGGCUGCCAGGUUUGCUGCUGAAGUACAUUGGCCCACUGACCAUCACCCCAACCGUCUCACUCAUCGGCCUGUCGGUCUUCCACACCGCUGGAGACCGAGCCGGGUCCCACUGGGGUCUGUCUUCACUGUGCAUCUUCCUGAUCGUGCUUUUUGCUCAGUACCUGAGGUCCACGUCAAUUCCGUUUCCUGUCUACAGGAAGAAUAAGGGGCUGACCACCACCCGGGUCCAAGUUUUCAAACUCUUCCCUAUCAUUAUGGCCAUCAUGGUGGUCUGGCUGGUUUGCUACAUCAUGACUCUCACCAACGUGCUGCCCACCGAUCCGGGACGCUACGGACACAAAGCUCGGACCGAUGCCCGCGGAGAUAUCAUGUCGUCAGCGCCGUGGUUCCGGAUGCCUUACCCAUGCCAGUGGGGUCUUCCAGUGGUGACGGUUGCCGGGAUGUUGGGGAUGCUGAGCGCCACGCUGGCAGGGAUAGUGGAGUCGAUAGGGGAUUACUACGCCUGUGCUCGGCUGGCUGGGGCGGAUCCUCCUCCAAUUCAUGCCAUCAACAGGGGAAUCUUUACGGAGGGCAUCUGCUGCAUCCUGGCUGGUCUUCUAGGAACUGGAAACGGGUCCACAUCCUCCAGCCCCAACAUUGGAGUGCUCGGCAUCACAAAGGUGGGCAGCAGGCGGGUGGUCCAGUAUGGAGCCGGCAUCAUGUUAAUUUUGGGCACGAUCGGGAAGUUCACCGCUCUGUUCGCCUCACUGCCUGAUCCAAUCUUGGGAGGAAUGUUCUGCACGCUCUUCGGUAUGAUCACGGCAGUCGGCCUGUCCAACCUGCAGCUGGUGGAUCUCAACUCGUCCAGGAACCUCUUUGUUCUCGGCUUCUCGAUGUUCUUCGGUCUGACGCUGCCCACCUACCUGGACAGAAACCCCAACUCCAUCCAAACAGGCGUCGCCGAGCUGGAUCAGAUCCUGACUGUUCUUCUUUCCACUGAGAUGUUUGUCGGGGGUUUCCUGGGGUUCUGCCUCGAUAACACCAUUCCAGGCACCCGGGAGGAGCGCGGGCUGGUGAACUGGGGGGCUUCCUCCUUCUCCUCGCCGUCCUACGACUUCCCAGUGGGGAUGAGCGCGGUCAGACGGGUUCGCUGGCUCCGGCGGUUUCCCAUCAGCCCCACCUUCAGAGGCUGGCGGAGUGCUGCUGAGCACCGGCGCCUGACCCUUAACCCCGACAGCCUGCUGGAAAGACUGUAG
Messenger RNA from Synchiropus splendidus (mandarinfish), 1719 nucleotides. RefSeq names its product solute carrier family 23 member 1 (gene slc23a1). The transcript has 15 exons. Gene Ontology annotation, biological process: transmembrane transport. Lineage: Eukaryota; Metazoa; Chordata; Actinopteri; Syngnathiformes; Callionymidae. Gene Ontology annotation, molecular function: transmembrane transporter activity. Gene Ontology annotation, cellular component: membrane. Bases 1 to 1719 code for a protein of 572 amino acids. The record is from RefSeq and is a predicted model, not a curated record.